AUAAAAUCCAUGAUUUUGGAGUGCGCGGGUCUUCCGCCUCAUCCUCGAAGGGGCAAAGAGCAUUGCAGUACGAGUAUAAAAUCUUGUGAAGGUACCUGGGCUAUCUAUGGCGUUCCAACGUCUCUUUCUUCCAGCAACAACUCUAGUACUGAUUGUGAGCUCUUUUCAUGCUCAGCCGGUCGAUGACGAUAAGUGCUGUGUGGACUCGGCCGCAGUUUAUCAACCUCCAAAAGGAUGUCCCCAUCCGCAUCCUGCAUCAAUGUCGCCUCCGCCCGCUGGAAGCUCGGAGUCCUCGGUGGUUUUCCAGAGUUUUCACAAAUCCACAAACAGCACGAGAGCCGGGAUCUUUAGUACGGGAACGCCACCACCAGCUCCGGAACCAACUCGUCCACCGCCGCCACGUUGCGAACCAAGCCCGCAGUCGGCGACGCUGUUAUGCUGCUGCGCCAACAUAGAGUACGUGGCUACUGAGUUCUAUACUCAGGCGUCCAUGGGGAGGACUAUGGACUACUUGGACUCUAGCCUCGCUGGGAACUGUACCGAUCCUCCGCGAGGUGGCGAGAAGGCGUACCUCUCUCCCAGCGCCGAGGAUAUGAUGCGGCAGAUCGCUUACCAGAGCCUGGAUCACUUGAAGGCGAUCCAGUUAUCUCUUGGAAGUAACAAGUCUUGCAACCGGCCGGGGAUCGACGUGAGCUGCUCCAGGUUUAGCAGGAUUGUCAACGAUGCUAUGGGACACACACUGUGGCCGGAUUUCGACUGGUACAAGAACGACUACACCACACUCUUGGGAGCUUACUGGUUCUCUGGCCUCCUCACCAAGUGCUACACUGGUAUCCUUGACAGAUGCGAAGGCCCAGCCACCAACAGACUCUGUGGAUCCCUCGCCGCUGCCAAAGCCCGGCAGGAGAUGGUGAUCAGGACGGUGCUUUACCAGAACUUCCAGCACAACGUCUAUCCAUACAAGAUCUCGGUGGCGGAGUUUACGAACAGGCUCUCGCGGUACAAGGACAAGCUCGCUGGGAGCAACGGGACUGCGGACGAGGGGCUGUGGGUUCCAAGCUGCCUGGGAACUGGCGGCUCUAACAGCAAUAUGUUCUCGGCGGAUUCGUACGGACUCCCCUUUAGCUACAACGUGACCGACGGCUGCGAUGUUGUCAAAGCGGUCCUCGGCCCAAUGGCGUACAAUUACAAGUGAAUUGUACAGAAUAAAACCAAUACAUUAAAGUU
Molecule: messenger RNA, 1227 nt
Organism: Selaginella moellendorffii
Lineage: Eukaryota; Viridiplantae; Streptophyta; Lycopodiopsida; Selaginellales; Selaginellaceae
Product: desiccation-related protein PCC13-62
Exons: 3
Coding region: 107-1195 (362 amino acids)
Source: RefSeq, a predicted model, not a curated record